GACGCUCUACUUCACUUCCGGCUCUCCGCGGCUCUCCCCAGUGAGGGUGGCUCCCUGCGCUGGGCGGAAGCGCGGUGGCCUCAUGGCGGCGGUGGACAUCCGAGAUAACCUCCUAGGGAUUUCUUGGGUUGACAGUUCCUGGAUUCCAAUAUUAAACAAUGGAAGCGUGCUGGACUACUUCUCGGAGCGGAGUAAUCCGUUCUAUGACCGGACAUGUAACAAUGAAGUAGUCAAAAUGCAACGGCUGACAUUGGAGCACUUGAAUCAAAUGAUUGGAGUGGAGUAUAUCCUCCUUCAUGCUCAAGAGCCCAUUCUCUUCAUUAUUCGAAAGCAGCAAAGACAGUCUCCUACACAAGUUAUCCCACUAGCCGAUUACUACAUUAUUGCAGGCGUGAUUUAUCAGGCACCUGACUUGGGGUCCGUCAUAAACUCCAGAGUGCUCACUGCAGUGCAUGGAAUUCAGUCUGCUUUUGAAGAAGCUAUGGCUUACUGCCGAUAUCACCCUUCCAAAGGCUACUGGUGGCAUUUCAAAGAUCAGGAAGAACGAGAUAAAGCCAAGCCAAAGGCCAAGAAGAAGGAAGAACCAAGUUCUAUUUUCCAGAGGCAGCGGGUGGAUGCUUUGCUUCUUGACCUGAGACAAAAGUUUCCACCCAGAUUUGUUCAGCAAAAACCUGGAGAAAAGCCUGUCCCAAUGGAUCAGAUCAAGAAGGAGCCAGAACCAGCCCCUGAAGCCAUAAAGACAGAGGAGAAAGAGACUGCAAAGAAUACCCAGCAGAGUUCUGGCACCAAAGGGCCCCCGGAGAAACGGAUGAGACUCCAGUGAAGGGAGGGCCAGUUCCUUCCUAGGGGAUUCAAUACGUGGGGAAGAAUUUGCAAGAGGCUCUUGCUGCCCUUUGUUUGUAUUGGAACAUUUUGGCAAAGACCAUGAACUUUCAGGGUUUAAAGCCACUUAUAACAGUUUAUCUCUGUAGAAACCUAUCAUUAAAGCUGUUGAUAGCAGGGCUUGAGCUAUCCCAGGAGACGAUCCGUUUCCACCUUCUUUCCAUUUUGGAUUUUACCUUCUGUGACUGAAUUUCAUAGUAGGUGUGUUUUGCAACUUCUUUAUGAUCCAACUUCUUUGUGCUUUCCCUUCUAGCUCCUUUUUCUAUGUAAGAAAAGAGGAACUCUUAUUU
Molecule: messenger RNA, 1172 nt
Organism: Gavialis gangeticus (Gharial)
Lineage: Eukaryota; Metazoa; Chordata; Crocodylia; Gavialidae
Gene: MED6
Product: mediator complex subunit 6
Exons: 9
Coding region: 83-823 (246 amino acids)
Biological process (GO): regulation of transcription by RNA polymerase II
Cellular component (GO): mediator complex; core mediator complex
Molecular function (GO): transcription coactivator activity
Source: RefSeq, a predicted model, not a curated record